Xenopus laevis (African clawed frog) is the source of this 9680-nucleotide messenger RNA. RefSeq names its product unc-79 homolog, NALCN channel complex subunit L homeolog (gene unc79.L). The transcript has 52 exons. Bases 306 to 8390 code for a protein of 2694 amino acids. Lineage: Eukaryota; Metazoa; Chordata; Amphibia; Anura; Pipidae. The record is from RefSeq and is a predicted model, not a curated record.
GGACGAAACCAGUCACCUCCUCUACCAAUAACUGCCAUUCUUGUUGGAGACCAUUUCUGUCGCUCUGGUUUCUAUGUGGCUUCCCUAUUGCAUUUUCCCCCAAACGCCACUCCUCAUGUAGCCAUCACCAAGGACUGACGUCGGCUGUAUCUACCCUGAAUCAGCAGCCUGUUCCUGUUACAUCGACGCGCUGGUUUGUCUCUCUGAUCCCGGGGCACCAUGCACUAAAGGGCGAACACAAUAGGGUGAAACCCCACUGAGCCUUCACCACGGAUUCCUGUGCGAGACGCCUUCACUUGGACGCCAUGUCCACCAAAGCCGAGCAGUUUGCUUCCAAAAUUCGAUACCUUCAAGAAUAUCACAACCGUGUCCUACAUAACAUUUAUCCUGUGCCAUCUGGAACCGAUAUAGCAAACACCUUGAAAUAUUUCUCCCAGACAUUACUAAGCAUUUUGUCCCGAUCAGGGAAGAAGGAGAAUCAAGAUGCCUCCAAUUUGACAGUGCCCAUGACCAUGUGUCUUUUUCCUGUGCCAUUCCCACUCACCCCAUCUCUAAGACCACAGGUCAGUUCCAUCAACCCUACUGUUACUCGCUCCCUCCUUUACAGCGUCCUGCGAGAUUCUCCAUCAGAACGAGGUCAACAAAGCCGUGAUGCUCAAUUAUCAGAGUACCCAUCAUUGGACUAUCAGGGGCUUUAUGUGACUUUGGUGACCCUGUUGGAUCUAGUCCCUUUACUUCAGCAUGGUCAACAUGAUCUUGGACAAUCUAUAUUUUAUACAACUACAUGUCUUUUACCAUUUUUGAGUGAUGAUAUUUUAAGUACUUUGCCCUAUACAAUGAUUUCAACUCUGGCCACGUUUCCUCCAUUUCUGCACAAGGAUAUUAUCGAAUAUCUCAGUACUUCAUUUCUGCCGAUGGCUAUAUGUAAGUCUGUGGAACCAAAUGAACAAGUAGGCUCCAGUCGAAGAGAGGGGGGAGUUCCAGCGCAUGUCAACCUUUCUGCUUCUUCCAUGCUCAUGAUAGCAAUGCAGUAUACAUCAAAUCCUGUAUAUCACUGUCAGCUGCUGGAAUGUCUAAUGAAAUAUAAACAAGAAGUGUGGAAAGACUUGCUUUAUGUAAUAGCCUAUGGGCCUUCCCAAGUAAAACCUCCUGCUGUCCAAAUGCUUUUUCACUAUUGGCCAAAUUUAAAACCUCCGGGAGCAAUUACAGAGUAUCGAGGCUUGCAGUACACGGCUUGGAAUCCGAUUCACUGCCAACAUAUAGAAUGCCACAAUGCCAUCAACAAGCCUGCCGUUAAGAUGUGCAUAGACGCCUCCCUGUCUGUUGCUUUGGGGGAUAAGCCCCCUCCAUUGUAUCUCUGUGAAGAAUGCAGCCAAAGAAUUGCAGGGGACCACGGUGAAUGGUUGAUUGAUGUUCUCCUGCCACAAGCUGAAAUAUCAGCCAUUUGUCAGAAAAAGAACUGUAGCUCCCAUGUACGAAGAGCUGUGGUCACUUGUUUCUCAGCGGGAUGCUGUGGUCGACAUGGUAACAGGCCAGUGCGUUACUGCAAAAGAUGUCAUUCUUACCACCACAGCAAUGAAGUAGGGGCAGGGGCUGCAGCAGAGACUCAUCUUUUUCAGACCUCGCCCCCUCCAAUCAACACACGGGAGUGUGGAGCUGAGGAACUGGUGUGCGCAGUGGAAGCAGUAAUUAGUUUGCUGAAGGAAGCUGAAUUUCAUGCGGAGCAGAGAGAAUAUGAGAUGAACCGCAGGAGGCAAAUGGGCCUUUCCUCCUCGCAUCACUCAUUAGACAAUGCAGACUUUGAUAACAAGGAUGAUGACAAACAUGAUCAGCGCCUAUUGAGUCAGUUUGGCAUUUGGUUUUUGGUGAGCCUUUGUACUCCCAGUGAAAACACUCCUACAGAAAGCCUUGCACGGCUGGUCAGUAUGGUCUUCCAGUGGUUUCAUUCAACAGCUUACAUGAUGGAUGAUGAAGUAGGAAGCCUUGUUGAGAAGCUGAAACCCCAAUUUGUAACUAAAUGGUUGAAAACGGUUUGCGACAUUCGAUUUGAUGUCAUGGUUAUGUGCCUACUUCCCAAGCCAAUGGAAUUUGCCAGGGUUGGUGGUUACUGGGACAAAUCGUGCAGCACAGUGACUCAGCUAAAAGAAGGUCUGAAUAGAAUACUUUGCCUUAUCCCUUAUAAUGUGAUAAACCAGCAAGUGUGGGAGUGCAUUAUGCCGGAAUGGUUGGAAGCCAUUCGAACGGAGGUUCCAGACACCCAACUUAAAGAGUUCCGGGAGGUUCUCAGCAAAAUGUUUGAUAUUGAGCUUUGUCCACUGCCAUUUUCCAUGGAGGAGAUGUUUGGAUUCAUUAGCUGUCGGUUUACUGGGUAUCCAUCCUCUGUUCAAGAGCAGGCAUUGCUCUGGCUUCACGUGCUGUCUGAGUUAGACAUAGUGGUUCCACUUCAGCUUCUCAUAAGCAUGUUUUCUGAUGGAGUCAACUCAGUUAAGGAACUAGCCAACCAACGGAAGGUUCGCGUCAAUGAUUUGGCUGGGAACUUUGCAGGCCACCGGGGCAGCGUUGCUUCUGACCCCGGACGACGAGUUCAACACAGUAUGCUCAGCCCUUUUCCUAGUCCAUUUCACAGUCCGUUUCGUAGCCCCAUGCGCAGUCCAUUUCGCAGCCCCUUUAAGAACUAUGGACAUCCUGGAGGAAGGACUGCUGAUUUUGACUGUGAUGACGAUGAAAUGAAUCUGAACUGCUUCAUACUGAUGUUUGACCUCAUUCUGAAACAGAUGGAAUUACAGGAUGAUGGAAUCACUUUGGGCUUAGAGAACAGCCUGUCAAAGGAUAUUAUUUCCAUUAUAAACAACGUAUUACAGGCCCCAUGGGGUGGUUCCCAUACUUGCCAAAAGGAUGAGAAAGCAGUUGAAUGCAGUCUCUGUCAGUCCAGCAUCUUAUGUUAUCAGAUGGCUUGUGAGCUGCUUGAGCGGCUGGCUCCUAAGGAAGAGAUCCGGCUUGUUGAGCCCACUGACAGCCUAGAAGAGAGUUUGCUGUUUUCCAGAGCUGAUUUUAUUAUUGCAACAGAGGGAGAGGAGGACAAUCCAGCAAACAAGCAUGGUGAUAAUCCAGGGAACCACACUGAAUCAACAGACCCUGUAGCCACAACAGCAGUCAAGAAUGAUACAGAUCGAAAGUUCUGUUAUCAGCAGCUCCCUGUGACGCUGAAGCUGAUAUACACCAUUUUGCAGGAAAUGUCAAAGUUUGAUGAACCUGAUAUUCUCUUUAAUAUGCUGGCUUGUCUCAAGAUCCUCUGUCUGCAUGGGGAAUGUCUGUAUAUUGCUAAGAAAGACCACCUGGCAUUUUUAGCAUAUAUUCAAGAGCACAUGCUGAUUUCAAGUUUAUGGCGAGUUCUAAAAUCUGAGUUCUCUCAGCUCUCUUCACUGGGUGCCCCACUGCUUCUCCAUGCUCUCUCACUACCACAUGGGGCAGACAUUUUCUGGACUAUAAUAAACAGCAACUUUAACAGCAAAGACUGGAAAAUGCGGUUUGAAGCAGUGGAGAAAGUAGCUGUCUUAUGCAGAUUUCUGGAUAUUCACUCAGUCACAAAGAACCAUUUGCUGAAGUAUUCUUUGGCUCAUGCCUUCUGCUGUUUUCUGACUGCUGUAGAAGAUGUGAAUCCUGCAGUUGCUACAAGAGCAGGGCUUCUUCUGGACACCAUCAAAAGACCAGCAUUACAGGGUUUGUGCCUUUGCCUUGACUUUCAGUUUGAUACUGUUGUGAAAGACAGGCCAACAAUCCUUAGCAAACUCCUGUUGCUUCACUUCUUGAAGCAGGACAUUCCCGCUCUGAGCUGGGAAUUCUUUGUCAAUAGGUUUGACACACUCUCCUUGGAAGCUCAGCUCCAUUUGGAUUGCAACAAAGAAUUCCCAUUUCCUACCACAAUCACUGCUGUGAGGACCAAUGUGGCCAACCUCAGUGACGCUGCAAUUUGGAAGAUCAAGAGAGCACGGUUUGCUCGUAAUCGGCAGAAGAGUGUACGCUCGCUACGGGACAGCGUCAAGGGACCUGGAGAAUCGAAGAGAGCUUUAUCCCUACCAGAAACACUGAGCACCAAAAUCCCGGUCAGGCUGACAAGACAUGAACAGUCGGCACCAGCUCUUGGGGGAACAGCAGAACAAACACAAGCACAACAGUCUCCGGAAAAUGACAAUAUCAUCAAGGAUCCACUGCCAGAGGAUGCUGGAAUUGACCACCAGACUGUUCACCAGCUAAUUAUUGUAUUAAUGAAAUUUAUGGCAAAAGACAAGAGCAGCGCAGAGGCUGAUAUCAGUAGUGCCAAAGCCUUCAACACUGUGAAACGCCAUCUAUAUGUUCUUCUUGGGUUUGACCAACAGGAAGGCUACUUCACAAUUGCACCACAGAAGAUGCGUACAUCAACUUGCUUCAAUGCUUUCAUUGCAGGAGUUGCCCAGGUAAUGGAUUAUAAUAUUAACCUCGGAAAACAUCUUCUGCCACUUGUGGUGCAAGUACUAAAAUACUGCACCUGCCCCCAGCUGCGUCAUUACUUUCAGCAUCCACCUCGCUGCUCCUUGUGGUCUCUUAAACCUCAUAUUAGACAAAUGUGGCUAAAGGCAUUGCUUGUCAUUCUUUAUAAGUAUCCCUACAGAGAAGCUGACCUGGGCAAGAUUGUCCUUCAUCUGAUUCACAUCACAGUCAAUACCCUCAAUGCUCAAUAUCACAGCUGCAAACCACACGCAACUGCUGGACCUCUCUACAGUGACAACAGCAAUAUCAGCAGAUACAGUGAAAAAGAGAAAGAAGAGGAUAGCGUCUUUGAUGAAUCAGACAUACAUGAUACCCCCACCGGAGCUUGUAACAAGGAAUCCCAAACCUUCUUUGCGCGUCUGAAAAGAAUUGGUGGCAGUAAAGUGAAAUACCAGCCUGUGGAGAUGAAUGCCCAGCGUAGUGACAUUGAACUGUCGGAAUAUAAAGAACCUGGCGCUUUGCAAGAUAGCAUUCUGCGCUGUGCUAGAGAAGAAGGCAUCCAAAAGAAAAGACUGCGCUCACUUAAACAGAAAUCCCUUGAUAUUGGUAACACAGACUCAUUAUUAUUUACCUUAGAUGAACAUCGAAGGAAGUCCUGUAUAGAUCAGUGUGAUAUAACCCAUGCCAUUACUCAUAAAGUUAAUGAUUAUGGUAGGCAAAACUCAUCCAGUGGGCCUGAAAAUGUGGAUGCCAAUGAGAAUUUAUCUACAAGAGAAAGUUUCAAUGAAACAAGAAGACCUGUCAUACCUGAGGUGAGAUUGAGUUGCAUGGAGACAUUUGAAGUGAAAAUUGAUUCUCCAACUAAGCCACCUUCACCAAGAGAAGAUUUGGAUCUGAUAGACCUGUCUUCUGAUUCAACAUCAGGACCAGAAAAACAGUCUAUGUUAUCAAACUCUGAUAGUGACUCCUUGAUAUUUGAGCCAUUGCCACCCUUGAGAAUAGUGGAAAGUGACGAUGAAGAAUUUCAGCUUAUGAACAAUGGCAGUAUUGUUGUGUCUGCUUCUUCAACUCCCAUCAGUGCUUCUGUACUUAGCUUGAGCAUGAUGCCUUUAGUACAAGUAAGCAUAGAGGACUGCUCAAAAGAUUUUGGUACCAGUGAUUUCAGCUUUAAUCCAGUUUUACGAAUUGAGGAUACCCCUCCCCAUUCACUUGAAGAUCAAAAAGACUUUGAAGAACUGUCUAAGCCAGGGGAUGGUCAAGAUGGCUCAAGUGGGAGCCCACUUACACUAAAGCAAAAGAGAGAUCAACUACGCAAGUCCUGUGCACUUGCUGAGACGUCCCUUGAUGACAACUCUGAGGAUGCAAUGGAGGAAAACAAUACUGGAGAAAAGAGUGUACCAUUAAAUGUCACAGAGGACACCGAAAAUCAAACAGAUCCAGGAAAUGAAUCAGACACAGAGCAAAAUGCAGAGCCAAAAGAAGAAGCCGAGGAAUCAGAAUUUAAAAUUCAAAUAGUUCCCAGGCAAAGGAAACAAAGAAAGAUUGCUGUUAGCGCGAUACAGAGAGAGUACUUGGACAUUACUUUCAACAUUUUAGAUAAACUAGGAGAGCAGAAGGACACAGAGUCAGAAUCAAAAGGGCUUUCCAUCUUGGAAAUCCCUAGAGAAUCCUCUUCUGCCCCGACCCUGGAUGCAGUUGUCCCUGAGACUAGCAGCCGCUCCUCCCUGACCACUCAAUACAGACAGAUGAAAAGAGGCUCACUCGGAGCUAUGACAAUGACCCAAAUAAUGAAAAGGCAGUUGGAACACCAAUCAAGUGCUCCACAUAACAUAAGUAACUGGGAUCCUGAUGACCCCAAAGCAGGACAUGAAGUUCUUGGGAGUAUUUCUGAGGUUUCUAUGGGGAGGACAAGCAUUCCUUACAUACAGAUUGGAGCAACCAAAUCCAGCCUCUUAUCAGCACCAAGCAUUGUCAGCAUGUUUGUCCCAGCCCCCGAAGACUUUACUGAUGAUCAACCAACAAUAAUGUCUGACAAGUGCCAUGAUUGUGGAGCUGUUUUGGAGGAAUACGAUGAAGAAACACUAGGCCUUGCUAUUGUUGUUCUGCUGACAUUCAUUCACCUCAGUCCAGAUUUAGCAGCUCCUCUCCUUUUAGAUAUUAUGCAGUCUGUCGGGAGGUUGGCAUCAAGUACAAACUUCUCCAACCAGGCUGAAAGCAUGAUGAUUCCUGGUAAUGCUGCAGGGGUGGCUAAGCAGUUUCUUCGAUGUGUAUUCCAUCAGCUCGCUCCCAAUGGUAUAUUUACCCAGCUGUUCCAGAGCAAUAUCAAAGAUUGGAGCUUCCUGCGGACUCUAGCUAACUCUCUCAUGGAUUUCAGUGAACUCAGCUCUUUUGCUGCUUUGAGCCAACUCUUAGAAGGUCUGAAUAACAAAAAGAACCUGCCAGCAGGUGGGGCAAUGUUACGAUGUUUAGACAAUAUUGCUACAUUCAUGGAAGCACUUCCAAUGGAUUCCCCUAGCAAUCUCUGGACCACCAUCUGUAACCAGUUUCAGACCUUUUUCACCAAACUCCCUUCUGUUCUCCCACUUAAGUGUUCCCUGGACUCCAGCCUGAGAAUAAUGAUUUGUUUGCUGAAGAUCCCAACUUCCAAUGCCACCAGGAGCCUGCUGGAACCCUUUUCUAAGCUUCUAAGUUUUGUGAUUCAGAAUGGAGUAUUCACCCUGGCUUACCUAGUAGAACUGUGUGGCUUGUGUUACCGAGCAUUUACAAAGGAAAGAGAUAAAUUCUACUUGACUCGGAGUGUCAUCUUAGACCUUUUGCAGGCUUUAAAAUUAAAGUCUCCUUUGCCCGACACAAACCUUCUGCUCCUUGUUCAGUUUAUUUGCACAGAUGUCGGAACAAAGCUAGCUGAGUCAACAAUAAUACAUAAACAGAUGAUUGCUUCUUUACCCGGGUGUGGUACAGCAGCCAUGGAGUGCACGAGGCAGUACAUCGGUGAACUGUUGGACUUUAUAGCAGACAUGCAUACUUUAACCAAGCUGAAGAGUCACAUGAAGACUUGCUCCCAGCCUUUACAUGAAGACACAUUUGGAGGUCAUCUUAAAGUUGGUCUUGCUCAGAUUGCUGCAAUGGAGAUAACAAGAGGAAACCAUAGGGACAAUAAAGCAGUUAUCCGGUAUUUACCUUGGUUGUACCACCCGCCUUCAGCAAUGCAACAAGGGCCUAAAGAAUUUAUCGAAUGUGUUUCACACAUCCGCCUCCUGUCAUGGCUUCUGUUGGGAUCCCUCACUCAUGGAGUGGUGUGUGUGAACUCACCUGCACCCUGUAUGCCUAUUCCUCUGGACGCUGGAUCCCAUGUUGCUGAUCAUCUUAUUGUAAUUCUGAUUGGUUUCCCUGAACAGUCAAAAACAUCGGUUCUCCACAUGUGCUCGCUUUUCCAUGCCUUCAUCUUUGCUCAGCUCUGGACAGUAUAUUGUGAGCAGGCAGCGAUUGCCCCAUCGGUUCAAAACCAAAAUGAGUUCUGCUUUACAGCAAUCCUUACUGCUUUGGAAUUCUGGAGCCGAGUGACACCCAGCAUCCUUCAGCUCAUGGCACAUAACACUGUGAUGGUCGAGAUGGUUUGCCUUCACCUUAUAAGUUUAAUGGAGGCUCUGCAGGAAUGCAAUUCGACUGUAUUUGUUAAGCUUAUACCAAUGUGGCUCCCCAUGAUCCAAUCAAAUAUUAAGCAUUUAUCUGCAGGGCUACAGUUGCGUCUCCAAGCAAUUCAGAACAAUGUGAACCAACAGAACCUAAGGAUGUUACAGGGGUCAGCACAGAUUACCCAUAAUUCUGCAGUCCUGCGCAAGUGGCUGCAGUGUACGCAAUUCAAAAUGGCUCAGGUAGAAAUCCAAUCAUCUGAGGCUGCCUCACAAUUUUAUCCCUUAUAAGGAAUACAUCUCUGAUAUACCUCCUGAUCCAUGGUUCCUGAAUAUCUCCCAGAUGUAUGACUCCAUUAUCUGCCUGAUGUUUUCUGAAUUAUAGCCCUCUGAUUAUAUUAUCACCUCAUUAUCAAAGUUGUAUGUAUGGGAGUGGUGCAUCUCUGUAUUUGUUAGUCUUGAUUAACAAUACAAUGGACUCUACAAUAGAGACAGUGUCAAUAAUUCUGUCUGUAUUUCCUCCCUCUAGUUUUGGAUUUUACUAAACUAUUUUUGUCACCUCCAACACUACUUUUUAAGCAUCCCUUGCCUUUUCCUCUCAAGCAACCCCUCUCUACCCAUCAGUGUACUCUAUAGUACACUACCAAUGUUGUCACCUAAAUGACAGCUGCCAAUGCACUUGGCAGUCUAGGUUGUACUGAGUUGAGUUCCAAGAUCAGUAGGCUUUGCUUACAUAUACGUCCAGACUGCAUAAAUAUAUUUUAGAGGAAUAUUGAAGCAGACAAAACACAGCAUAAGUAUGCAUGGAUACAGAGAUAUGAAAAGGACUUAUUUACCAACCUAAUUCAAUGUGCAAAAGAUUUGUGCAGAUCACCAUUUUGUUUACCCACAAUGCAGCAUUUAUCCCAGAAUUUUCAUUUAAUCCAUCUUACCAACAAAACAGUGCAUGCUGCAACUGCACAUAAUGUAGCAAUGUAGGUUCAAAACCUGAAUCUGUUUGGUAAAUUAAGCACAAGCUUGAGGCAGUUUUCAGUGCAUCAUUUCCAGUGCAGUGACACGCAGGGCACCAGAAGCAGCAUUUACAUGUAAGUCAUUAGGUGCAAAUAAUUAGGUGCAAUACGAGACACAAAAGGGGGAAUGUAAUAUAUGUCACUAAUGGAAAAACCAGAGCCGGGCCAUGCUGGGCAGGCCCGGCAGUCGCAGUGCCUAUUUAGCGUACACGUGCGCGCAUGCGCGAAUUGGCGCACGCAUGCGCAGAAUCGUACAAAGCGCAAACACUACGUAGUCGGCCAGACAAGGGAACCGGAAUUGGGGUAGGCGACAGAGGAGGUACGUGCCUGGCGCCCUCCCAGCUUUGCGCCCUAGGCACGUGCCUACUCUGCCUACCCCUAGUUCCGGCCCUGGGAAAAACUAUUCGCAAUGCAAAAAGUUAUGCCUUUGUGCGAACAAAUUUUGCUUUGCGUAAAUUUAAUAUAGAGUUUGUGAACACGGAAACUGUUUAGCGACCACUUCCGACAGUGGAAGACCGUUUGCGAAUUUUAUAGUUUGCGCCAAUGCGCAUUCAAUGUAAUAAAACUUCUU